Molecule: messenger RNA, 901 nt
Organism: Symphalangus syndactylus (siamang)
Lineage: Eukaryota; Metazoa; Chordata; Mammalia; Primates; Hylobatidae
Gene: PSENEN
Product: presenilin enhancer, gamma-secretase subunit
Biological process (GO): Notch receptor processing
Cellular component (GO): gamma-secretase complex
Source: RefSeq, a predicted model, not a curated record
UGCUCCGUGCCGGGUCUCACCUGGCUGAAUGUCGGCUUGUUGUGAAGCCGGGAGCACCGGUCCCCGUGCCGGCAGGCCCCGAUCUUAAAGUAAAAAGAACAGUUAACCCUGGAAGAGGUGCAAAGACAAAGCGCAUGCGUGCAGUGUUGCCUCGCCCACAGAAGACUACAAUCUCCAGGGAAACCUGGGGUAUCUCGCGCAAACGUCCAUAACUGAAAGUGGCUAAGGCAUCCCAGCCGGAGGAAGUGAGCUCUCCUGGGGCGUGGUUGUUCGUGAUCCUUGCAUCUGUUACUUAGGGUCAAGGCUUGGGUCUUGCCCCGCAGACCCUUGGGACGACCCGGCCCCAGCGCAGCUAUGAACCUGGAGCGAGUGUCCAAUGAGGAGAAGUUGAACCUGUGCCGGAAGUACUACCUGGGUAAGGCAGAUCGCUGGGGUCCCAGGAGAAGAGAGGGGACUGGACUAGAGCACCCGAGGGAAGAGGGCCUCGGGGCCUGGAUUCGGGGGUUUGCUUUCCUGCCUUUUCUCUGGUUGGUCAACAUCUUCUGGUUCUUCCGAGAGGCCUUCCUUGUCCCAGCCUACACAGAACAGAGCCAAAUCAAAGGCUAUGUCUGGCGCUCAGCUGUGGGCUUCCUCUUCUGGGUGAUAGUGCUCACCUCCUGGAUCACCAUCUUCCAGAUCUACCGGCCCCGCUGGGGUGCCCUUGGGGACUACCUCUCCUUCACCAUACCCCUGGGCACCCCCUGACAACUUCUGCACAGACUGGGGCCCUGCUCAUUCUCCCAGGACAGGCUCCUUAGAGCAGAGGAGCCUGUCCUGGGAGCCUCUUCUCAAACUCCUAAGACUUGUUUUCAUGUCCCACGUUCUCUGCUGACAUCCCCUAAUAAAGGACCCUAACUUUCAA